Molecule: messenger RNA, 8472 nt
Organism: Neospora caninum
Lineage: Eukaryota; Apicomplexa; Conoidasida; Eucoccidiorida; Sarcocystidae
Exons: 9
Coding region: 1-8472 (2823 amino acids)
Biological process (GO): positive regulation of D-glucose transmembrane transport; positive regulation of vesicle fusion; intracellular protein transmembrane transport
Cellular component (GO): plasma membrane
Molecular function (GO): calcium-dependent phospholipid binding; calcium ion binding
Source: RefSeq, a predicted model, not a curated record
AUGUCCUAUCCGCUCUUCGCUGUCGUCUCCCUUGUCUCUCGGCUCCUUUUGGUCUCGCGUCUGCGCUCCGGUCUGCUCCGGGGUCCGCGCCGUCACGCGUCUCUCCCAGCUCUAGACACCCUGUCGCGUUUCCACUCUUCCUCUCCUGCCCCUAUCCUCUUCUCGGCUUCUAGCGUGGCCGCCGGUGCAUGCGGCUGUCUCCGUCCUCCAGGCAGUGUCGUCAGCGCCCACAGCGUCAAAGUCUUGCCUGCUGGCCAGUCGGGCUCUGUGACGGCCUCUGAGGAGCAACGGACCGCCUGGUGGCUCCAACUCAGGGACGAGCUUCGCGCGCAUGCACACGCCCUCCAGUGCGACGCCAUCAUCGGCUACGACGAGGCGGCCUGCCGGUGCGGCUCGGUGCUUCUGCUCGUCUGCUUCGGCACAGCAGUGCGUCUCCUUCCUCUCCCUCGGCCUCUCGCGGCCGCGCCUGUCUCUGCGUCGGGAACCCUGGCGCCGUGCCGACCUCGCCUGCUCGCCAACGGCUGUGGAGGCCACGCCGCCGCGUCUCUCGCUCCCGCACUCGCCUAUUCUGCGCACGCCCUACGUGCUCCAGGCGGUCGUCCCACGCCAGCGCUCGGCCCUCAUCACUGCGCUUCUGCUCUGGCCUCCGCGUCUCGGCCAACGUCCUUGAUCUUGCCAGUCUCGCCCAGCUUAGGGCCUGCCGGGUUGGCGGAGUCGCCUGACGCGCCUCCACGCCCUCCCGCUUUCAGGGUCACUGAGCCUUCGCAUGGGGCGCCUCCGCCUCAGCCCGCGGAGGCCUUUGCACCUUCGCCUGCAUAUUUCCCUGUGGCGACAGACGCGCCCAGCCUGCCGCCUCGCUUUCCCGGUGACUCCCGCCCUGCUCGGGCCUCGGCCGCUGUGCCUGCCUCAGAAGCUGGGCCGGCACGACUCGGCGGGGUCGUGCGCCAGCUCCCGUGUUUGGCCGAGGCAGCGGCUGUCUAUGGACGGGAGCAGGGAGUGAGCGGCCGGACGCGAGAGGCUUGGGACGCGACGAGAGGCAGACACGCGCGAGACGCGUGUGACAGCGACGACGAGAAGGCCAUUCCCGUAUCGUCCUUGUCGCCGGAACCGCGCAUCGAUCUCCUUCCGGUUUCUCUGCGUGCAGCGACAAAUCGCCUGCCGGACCCCGAUGGCCGAGACGGUUUCGAGGACGGUCCCCUCUUUGAGGGCGAAGGCCGGAAGCGAAGCCGCGACAGGGAGAAGAAGCGAGAGCGACGGCGAGGGAGAGAGGGACACUCCGGGACUGGACGGGACGGGUUUUUGCUUGAAGCGCGAGGAGACAAACCCCGAGACAGGAGCGGCGAGCGACGUUCGCGAGAGGCCGAAAGCGGGAUGUCCCGCACGCCUGCGUCGUGCCGACCCCGCUCGUCGCCAGACGAUCCAUCUGGUUCGAGACUUGUGAGCGCCCGCACACGGAAAAGGGUUCGAGAUGAGAGUGCAGCAGGCCGACGACGCCACGCAGCCCAUCGGCAACGCGUACCGGCCCUGCUGCCGUGCACGAUGGUCCAUUGCCCCGCCUCGAUAUUUGUGCCGGCUGCUGCGCUGGCCUCAGCUACCGGCGCGUCCGAAUCAGGCAAAGGCUACUCCCCGCCAUCAGCGUCUCCGUUCGGUGUGGCCGAUCCUGUGGGAGGCCUCUGCUCUCCCGCGGCGAGUGGUGGCUUCCCUGGCGAGGCAGGGACUGCAAAAGAGGCUGCCUUCGCUCCCGCCGCUGGCCACCAACGGAAGGCAGCCGUUAUCUCGGCGCUUUCCGCGUUCCAUCCUUCGUCGUCGGUGUCCCGCGCCCAGCCGUCGCUCCGCGCCGGGACGGUUUUCCCGCCUCAAGAGACACCCCGCCGAGGCGUACAUACACCUGAGGCGUCGGUGCCCCGGAGUCGGCUCUGCCGGAUGUGCGGAGCCGGCGUGGUUCCCGAAAUCCUUCUCUCGACCGUCGAAGUCCCUGAUGGCCUUCCAGUGCUCUGUCGCUCGGCGCCCCUCCGAGUCCAGGUCUGUCGCACCUUUCCAGCGGAGGAUAGCGACUCGAGUUCUCGCUCCUCCUCUUCCUCCUCCUCGUCAUCGUCCUCUUCUUCGCCUUCGCCCGCUCGCCGACUGGCUGAAGACCGCACGCUGGCGCGAGCGGGAAGCGCGAAACGGACAGGCAAAACGGCGCCGGCGGACAGGGAAGGCAUCGAGCCGGUGAAGCAGAAGCAGAUGCGCGCGGGAGGCGACGCCGAGGGCGGGGGCCUGCCGCCGGAGCGCCAAGAUCAUAAAUUGUCUCACGAGCGGGAGAAACGGAAAGCCCGCUUGCGGCGGCAGAACACCGACUCGGGGCAGCGAACGCGGGGAGCUGGCAGCGCCGCACCCAAAGCGAAGAAACGCACGUUUUUCCGCCGCCUUUUGAGUUUCGCGGCUUUUAAAGGGUCGGAUUCCGACUCGAGUCGUGCAUCGAAAUGCACCCGGAACUGGUCGCCUCCAGCGAAAGACCGCCACAGGCCAGCGGCCUCAUCGAGACAGGAGACAGCCAAAGGCCAUCGAAGGAAGGAGAACGGUCGCGUGCGGACGGAGACGCGCCGACGCCGAGGCGAGUCGUCCUCCUCUUCUUCGUCCUUGUCGUCUCCCGAGCGCACCAAGAAGCACCGCGGAGGCAGCAAGGCCGGAGCCCGGCCCCUCCGUCCCCGCGGCUUCGAGAGGAAACUGCAGACGGCCGACACAGCGCUCGCGUGUUUGGUGUCCGAGGCGCUGCCGUUUCUGCUUGUGGACCUGCACCAGAUGCUCGUUUUGAAGGUGCGCAUGCACGGCUUCAACGCUGUCUUUGGGCUGCGUCUGACCUACGCGGUUGGCGGGAGGGCCCUGAUUGCCGAGGCGAUUGGGACAGGCCUCGUGCUUCUGCCGCUGCCGCCUCCCGGCCGCCUGGUGAUUCGCAAAUCGCCCUUCUGCGGGAGUCUGCGAAAGCGCCUGAACGCGUUGAAGGAUGCGCGCGAGCGAGAGGAAGCGCAGGCCGAUCGGGAGUCGAGACGCCGGAGACGAGCAGCGAAGCGAGAGAGACAGCAGCGAAGGCGAGAAAGGAGGAGACUGCUGGAGCUGGAGGGGGCAGAGCGCGGCGCCGAGGAGGACGAUGCCGAGGCGGGGCGGCAGAGGCGCAACAGCGAGAGACGCCAAGAAGCGGAGGAAGGAAAGGACGGAGAGCGACGACGCGCUGGCCGCGAAGGUUUCGUUCCACGCUCAGUAUCGCCCGUGUCGUCUUUGUACCUAGACGAUGCAGAGGGGGAAUCAGCCACAGAGGGCGAGAAGGAAAAGGCGGAGCGUUCGCCAGAAUGCGAGCCCUCAAAGGCUGCCACAGAGAUGGCAGGAAACGGAGACGGGGAACGCAGUGAGCGACGCGAUCUGCCGUCGCCGACGCACAGCCGCCGACUGCGUUUUUCCUCCUCCGUCGGGCAGACGGGCGACACCGAGGACCCCGACAAGAAGCCGGGGAUGGUGGCGAAUCGGGAUGAGUAUGCGCGGGAGAAGAAGAGGCGCAAGUUCCGGUUCUUCUUUUCGAAGAGGACAGAGCGCGAGUCGUCUUCAGAAUGCGAAGACGCGGACGAGAGCGUCAGGGCGGGACGAAACUUCGGCUGGCACUCGUUGUCAGCUCGGCGUGCGUGGCGCCGAGAGAAAGACGAGGACUCGGACUCGUCGUCUGAGUCGUCCUCGUCCUCGUCUCUCUCUUCAUCUGAGAAAAGCUACUCGUCAUCCAGCUCCUCGGUCUCUUCCUUCCGCCGUUUCUUUCGGCACCGCCACCCUCACAGCCAGUCCCGCGGGUUGUUCCGUCCGACGCGGCGACACCCGUUCCUGUCGCUAGCUCACGGGCGCCUUCAUCACCGUUCCUCGUCUUCUCUGUCCUCAUCGGCGUCUUCCUACUCGUCCUCCUCCGCCUCUUCCUCGUCCACUUCCUCGUCUCUCUCCACCCUCUCCUCGCGCUCUUCUUCGUCCUCAGACUCCCUCUCUUCGUCUCUCUCGACCUCUUCGCUGUCGUCGUCCUCCUCUUCCCGACGCCGCUCCGCUCCUUCGCCCUUCCUGUCUUUCGCGCGAUGGACUCGCGCUGGAAGCGGCAGAGACGCAAAAGCAUCGCCUCAACACUUUCACCUCUCCGACGCGCCCUACUCCGCCCCGCCGUCUCCUGCAGUCUCGCCCUCCCGCCCCACAGCCGCCAGGCCGCGCGACGGGCCAGGACAUGCGGACCUCGUUCCAGCCGCCCCCACUUUGGGGACCAUCCCUGGCUCUCCGCCGCUGUCUCCUGGGCAAGAAGGAGAGGGAGCCCUCGGCGACCGCGCGGAGGAAAGCGAUGGAGGGCUGGAGUCCGCAGGCGGGCCUCGGCCUAUAUUCGGGUCGUUCUCCUUCGCGGGCCGCAGCGGCUCCAGUUGUGCGGAGUCUGCAAGGGCGCCGGGAGGGCCUCACAACUCCUCCAUAGACGCCAAAGAGGCUGGGAAAGAAGGCGAGCGGGGCGAAGACGAAAGAGACCCGGAACGGGGACGAGACGAGACGAGGAAGGAGUCAGGGCGGGACACCGUUAGGGACGACCAGUUGCCAGAUCGCGCAGCGGAAUGGGAAAGACGGAGACGGCGAGAACGACGGAUGACACGGCAAGCGAGAAGAGCAGACAAGAGGCUGAAGGCAAAGAGGAAAGACGAAGCGAUUGCACACGACAUAGAAGACUUGAGUAUUCGGAGCUGCGCUCAGAACGAUCUCUGGUCGGAAAUCGCCUAUUACCACGGUGACGCAAUAGGCCUUGCUCACGCGAACCGCCGUUUCCGGGGACCGCGUCCCCGCGCCCAGAUGCGCGAGAGCGCUGGAGACCGCGCCUCAGGGGCCAACGCGCCCCAGCCUGGUCCCUCGCUGUAUCCCUUCCUUCUGCUCCCCCUCAGCAGUGCUCCGGCUUCACGCGGCGUCACCGCGUCGCCGCGUCUUUCUGGCGAUCUCUGCCGGCCGAAGGAAGAGGCACGAGUCCCUUGCUUUUCUGCCUCGGCGUCGCCGCUUGUCGCCCCUUCUGGGGCUGCCUCUUUCGAGCGGCCUUGCCUCCUUCCUUCUUCCCGAGUCGAUGUCCCAGCCACCGCGCCGUGGGCGACAGCCGGGGUGGGCGGCUCUGUCUCGGGCGGGCGCGGCGGUGGAGCCGAGAGCAGCGAGGCUGUCAGUGAGCGCGGCGUCUUUGCGCUUCUGAGAGACAGUGAGGAGCGGGACAGGCAGAGAGACGAGAACGUCUCGACAGGGUCGCAUCUCCACUCAGCUGUCUCCGUUGAUGCCCCAAGUGGCCUGGCCGCCACCGCCGGAGGCCAUGACCCUACCGGAGACAACGGCAAACGCGAGGACGUCGAUGUCUCUUCCAGCUUCGAUCGCCAAGCCGGGAGGCCUGGUGGACUUCUCCAGGAGCGUCGAGCUUCAUUCGGCGGCAGCCGACAGGCACUCCUGUCUCUCGUUGACAAGACGCCGACGUACCCAACGCUGACCUCUGCAGCCCUGGCGGCUCUCGGUCCCUGGGGGGCUGGGCGAUGCGCGCGGCGACACAAGAAUCAGAGGAUUUUUGUGUUCAGCGUGGACGACGAAGUGGACGAGGUGCGCCUGCGCAGUCUCCAUCGACAACGCCAUCUGGAGGCGACAGGCUGUAGCGUCGGAACUCUCGCGCUCCUUCCUGGGUACGCCUACCGCAGCCUGAGGCUUGGAAGGGAUCCCAGCGGCCAGCCCUUCCUGGGGGACUCUGUGGGUCUGUCGUUUGGGCCCCGCGCUCCGCGCCGGGGCGCGGAGACAGCUAGGGACGCGCCGGCCGAGGCCUGGGCUGACGAAGGCGUCAGCGCGGAACAAGUAACAGCGGAGAGAUCGGGAGGGAGUGAGAGAGGUCCUCACAGUGGCGCUCAGCAGCAGCGGAGAAACGACGAAAAGAAUCGGACACGCAGGAUGAGUAGGGCAGUUCUAGGUCCACGCAUGCAGGCACCAGUUUCACAUGCCCUUGCGCCGCUUGUUUCCAUACGGCGAAAAGUUGUCCUCUCCUCCAAAAUCCUUCGGUCCUCCGAUGCCCUCAGCAAGGAGCUGCAAAAGGCCUGGGACUCGGCGCUCAGUCAGCUCCUCUUCGAGCCGCUGUUGCGGUGCAGUCAGGAGACCUGCGAGAUCGCUCUUACGGGGUUGACCCAGUCUCUGUCAUUCGCCAAGGACAACUCCUUGUACCUCUCGCUGUCGGGGCAAAUUCUUCCCCUGCUGCCUCUGCCGGUCUCGCCCUCGCGCAGUGUAGAGGAAAGGCCUUCAGGCCCCGUGUUGCCCUCUGUCUCGCCUCUUCCGGCCUCGCUCACUGAUCUCUCUUCGCACCGGCCCGAGCGAGAGGCACCCCUCAAGAACUCUGUGAAUCGUGGGUCGUCAUCGGGAGCGGUUUGGACCGCCGGUGGGUCCCAGUCGUUUUCCGCGCUUCCAACGGUCCCGCCCACUUCCUUGACGGCUUUGGACACUCAGUCGCAGUGGUUUGACCUCUCGUUGGCUUCUCUCACGAAAGAGCCGUCCGCGUCCGCUGCCGCUCACGCAGAGCGGCCACCCAACUCCCUGGCAGGAGCUUCGUUUGCAACCCUAGCGAUGUAUUCUUCACCGCCUCAUCCUUCAUCGCUUCUUGCCACAGAGAGGAGGGAACCGUCAACCGGGCGGACCCCGGCGCAUGCAGGCAGUCCCUCACGGUGUGUGUCACCUCCGUCUCGCGGUCGUUCCGACGCACCUGGCGAAGGUCACGCACUCCAGAGCCUGCACGAGGGGACCCAGGAGAGGUUUCCGCAGAUCCUCGGAUGCCGCGAGAGAGAUUCUAGACUUUCGCCCUCGAACGAGAUGCCCGAGAUGCCCCGGUGCGUCCUGCGACAGGCGGAGACACACACCAUGGCGUUCUAUCCGAAAGGGCCAGAAGAGCAUUCACCCGGAGGAAAUCGAUCAGGUGUCUCUCGCCCCCCUUUCAGUGCUUCGGCGGGAAACGGAGGCGCGCUGCAGGCCUCUUCGCGGCACAGCGCAGCGAGUGACCGUCGACAGCCUUCUCUCCAAGCUUCGGCUUCUCGAGCAGAAUCACGCGCCAAGGCGGGCAUGCUCCCAGGUGACGUCUCGUCGCCUUCUCUCGAGUUGCAUGCGCGAGGGCCUGCGCCACCCGAAUCAAAGACCCACAAGCGAGGCAUUCACCAGCUGGUGGCGCACCUGUCUCCCUUCUCUCUGCAUCAUCCGAGAUCUCGGCAGCCGCAGCCACAGGGCCCUAUGGACGACGCGAGGAAGGGAGAGGCGAGUCUGGGGCGAUCCGCAGCCCCGAGGGACUGUGGGGCAUCUCGUGCGGGCGGAGACUCGAGUGGGCUCCCGUGCCUGUCUCCGCCGUCUCUGGGGGAAGGCGAAGCGAGCCAGGAACGUUUUUCUGCCCGGGUGCCUUGGUCCCAAAAACUACAGCAGGUUUCGCAUCUUGCGCCUUCCGAGAAGAUGGGGCCUGCCUCGCAAACGCGGGAUAUUCGGCACGGAGUGACACGCGAUGGCGUGUAUCGCAGAGAAGAACGCCGGAACAGCUCUUCGGAGGACGCGGCCUCCGGGCGGAGCCCAAACGCCUCCAGGCACAACGUCGAGUCCCGAACCUACCAAGAAGGGGCCUCCAGUGAUUCGAUGCCUAGGCGAAUCGAGAUGGGGGUUGCGCCUGAAACCCUUGACAUAAGCAGCGAGGGUGACGGUGUGGGCGCGCGUAGCAGAGACUUCCCAGGCUCGGAAGGCAGCCGUUCGUUGAACCGUGUUGCCAGGCCUGUGGCAUCUCCAUCCGGUCUCGGACGCGAGGCGCCCCCCGGCGGGGCGCGCCAGCGGCACCCCAAUCCCCUCCUGCCUUCCCACGCCGUCCUGCGCAGUUUCCUGGGUCGGCUGUCAUCUCAACAAGAGCAGGCGAAACGCCUUCUCGAGCAUCCGCUCCUCGCACCAGAAACUAUGUUCGAAGCGCACGUGUGUGGCGUCCUCCCGGCUGCCUUCCUCGGGAAAGAGAAAAGGCAAUCGGAGUCGGGUGCCUGGGGAGUCGAGGGAAGAGAGAAACGGCCAGAUGCGGCGUGGACCGCCUGGGAAGAGGACAGGCGAUUGGGCAAGACGACGUUGCAUACGCAGGAUGAAACGCCCUCGGAUGAUGACGUCCUGGUCACCUCUCUUCCAGCGCUGCCAGGAUGCCGCGUCUUGCGACACCUCGGAUUGGUGUCAGUCCACCUCGUGCAGGACGCAAGCGCCUAUCACAGUCGUCAGGAGCUCACUGCGGCUCUCCAUUUUGCUGCGCUUCGCGCUGCCAAGGCACGGUGCAGGGCACUGGGAGGGAAUGUCCUCUUCGCCUCACUCUUCCAGUGGAACAUGAUCGAGGAAGAGCGGCUUCAAUCCUUCGCCGUCCUCACAUUCGCUGGAGAUGCUACGUUCGCGUUCUUCCACCGGUGCGGCACGUGUGAAGAGGAGCCGGAAUGA